Botrytis cinerea B05.10 is the source of this 1741-nucleotide messenger RNA. RefSeq lists its product as hypothetical. Bases 176 to 1315 code for a protein of 379 amino acids. The record is from RefSeq and is a predicted model, not a curated record. The transcript has a single exon. Lineage: Eukaryota; Fungi; Ascomycota; Leotiomycetes; Helotiales; Sclerotiniaceae. Gene Ontology annotation, molecular function: 4-hydroxy-tetrahydrodipicolinate synthase activity.
GAGGCCCUUGAUAAUAUCAUUUCAAGAAUUUUGCCUUCCCUUAAGUCAAUGCUGUCUUAGACUGACCUUCUCAAAUAGAAUCCAGUUGAAUCCCUACAUUCCAAAGUAGCAUAGCCUUAUUAUUUCUUUCUGGCAUACAUCUUGGUAUAUAUAAUCCGAAUACCUUAUAUUCACCAUGGCGCCGCACAGUAACGAUUCACCGUCACCCGCAAGAGAGUUCUCAACAGAUUUUAACAUGUCUUUCCACCCUCCAAUAAACUCUGUCUUGCGAGAGUCGAGCAACGAAAAUAGCAUAUAUUCAGUGAACGAAUCCUCUUACAGUUCUUCAUACAGCAGUGUCUCAACAGAAGCCUACGAUCAUAUGGCUCGCCCUCUAGUUCCUGGCGUUUACGUUCCCACAGUUUGCUUCUUUGACCCGGCCACGGAAGAACUCGAUACAGAAACCAUCUCUAGUCAUGCGAUUCGUCUCGCGAAAGCUGGAGUCACUGGUCUAGCUACUCAAGGCUCUAACGGCGAAGCCGUUAAUCUCACCCACGCAGAACGUCAGACUGUUACGGCAACAACUCGUGCCGCACUCACUUCGGCUGGGUUCCCACAUCUUCCUAUAAUCGUCGGUUGUGGCGCACAAUCUGUCCGAGAAACAGUGCAAUAUUGCCGAGAAGCUUUCGCGGCUGGGGGAGACUACGCACUUAUUCUACCACCUUCGUAUUAUGCACCUCUAUUUUUGCCCUCCUCUGCUUCCGUAAUCGAGUUUUUCACGACUGUGGCGGACCAAUCUCCAAUUCCGUUAUUAAUUUAUAACUAUCCGGGAGCUGUCUCCGGUAUAGACCUUUCAUCAGAUGUUAUCAUUAAAUUAUCAGCUCACCCCAAUGUCGUGGGUGUGAAGCUGACUUGUGGCAAUACUGGCAAAUUAAAUCGAAUCGUGGCAGCCACAAGGACUUCCAAGCCACACUCCCCCGCAUCUCCGUCAUUCUUGGUCCUCGGAGGUAGUGCCGAUUUCACCCUACAGAGUCUGAUUGGGGGUGGUCAUGGGAUCCUCGCGGGGUUAGCAAAUAUUGCCCCGAAGGCUUGCAUCGAAAUGACAAAGUUAUACCACGAAGGAAAAAUCAAGGAAGCUCAGAAACUUCAGGAAAUCGUUGCCCAAGGUGAUUGGGCGGCUAUUCAGGGAGGUAUUGUGAGCACUAAGGCUGGUAUGGAGAGUUGGUUGGGCUACGGAGGAUAUGGUCGUGCACCAUUACCACAUCCCACUAGUGAUGAGAUGACGAAGUGGAAAGAAGGCUUUCGAGAGUUGGUUAAUUUAGAGAAAAGCCUUUAGAUGAGGUCUUCUCUGGCUCUGGGUGCUAUGCGUCUGAUCUUUGUUUAUCGUUUCACAUAGCUUGUUGAUUCAUCUUUUCAGCAGUAGUCUCGAAGGCUCUUUUUGCGUUCCGAUCUAAAAGUUCCGCUCUUUGGGCAUUGUGGUUCAGUAAAACGCUUUCAAUUAUAUUUUACACUUUUUUAUCUUCCGCAACCGUAUCCGGUAAUGAACUUGACGCUAAUUUUGGCUUCAAAAGCAUGUAUUUGUUCUAGAGUAAAAGCUGGAGGAAUAUCUGAACUCUAUACAUCAUCAGUAUCUGUCGAGAAAACUUGUAUUUUGGAAAAGAGUGCUCAACUUCUUUGUCGUAGAAUAAUCUGGAGGCUAGAUAUGUGAUACAUACACACAUGCAUGCAUCCUAUAAGUAAUUUAAACAAGUAAUUAAAAUCA